AUGAAAUCUACCGCGGUUAGGGCUUUCCUGAUCUGUCUAAUUCUCUGUGCCGGCUCGGGCUUCGUUCAUGGCGAGGAGCCGGCGAAAAAUAAGUUCAGGGAACGUGAGGCCAGUGACGAUUCCCUUGGCUAUCCAAACAUAGAUGAGGAUGCAUUGUUGAAUACGCAGUGCCCUGCGAAAUUGGAGCUAAGAUGGCAAACUGAAGUUAGUUCUAGCAUAUAUGCCACGCCCUUGAUCGCCGAUAUUAAUAGUGAUGGAAAGCUUGAGAUUGUGGUUCCUUCUUUUGUUCACUAUCUUGAAGUUCUAGAAGGUUCUGACGGAGACAAACAUCCUGGUUGGCCUGCUUUCCAUCAGUCAACUGUACAUGCCAGUCCUCUCCUCUAUGAUAUUGACAAGGAUGGUGUGAGAGAAAUAACUUUGGCAACCUACAAUGGUGAAGUUCUAUUUUUCAGGGUCUCAGGCUACAUGAUGGUAGAUAAACUUGUAGUACCUCGUAGGAAAGUUAAAAAGAACUGGUAUGGGGGUUUGCAUCCAGAUCCCGUGGAUCGUACUCAUCCAGAUGUUAAUGAUGAUUCUCUUGUCAUGGAGGCUAUGAAAUCAACUCAUCAAACAGAUGGAAGUACACCUAAAUUAAACAACUCUGCUACUAUUUCAACAGAAAGCCAUCCUGAUUUAAACAGUUCAAGUACUGUUUCAAAAGAAAGCCAUCCUGAUUUAAACAGUUCAAGUACUAUUUCAAAAGAAAGCAACCUUAGCAUGGUGAAUGCAUCAAAUCCAGAGAAUAAAUUGGAAACAAAUUCAAGUCGUGUAGAAACAGUUAUCAAGUUGCCUACAAGCACAGACAAUUCUUCUGUGAAAACUGUGUCAGAGGAGACUGUUAAUGCAGUGAAUGCAACUAGUUCUGGGAGACGACUUUUGGAAGACAAAAACUCGAGCGAAUCGCUGGAGGUUGGUUCUGAAUCCAAAAAUAAUAGUAAGGAGGAUGUUCCUAUUGCAACUGUAGAAAAUGAUGGACGUCUGGAAGGAGAUGCCGAUUCAUCUUUUGAUUUAUUCCGUAACAGUGAUGAACUGGCUGAUGAGUAUAGUUAUGACUAUGAUGAUUAUGUUGAUGAAUCAAUGUGGGGAGAUGAGGAGUGGACUGAAGAGCAACAUGAGAAGCUGGAGGAUUAUGUCAAUGUUGAUGCCCACAUUCUCUGCACUCCUGUCAUAGCGGACAUUGAUAAUGAUGGAGUAUCAGAAAUGGUUGUUGCUGUAUCUUACUUCUUUGAUCAUGAGUAUUAUGACAACCCGGAGCGUAUGAAGGAAUUAGGUGACAUUGAUAUUGGAAAGUAUGUAGCUGGUUCAAUUGUUGUAUUCAAUCUUGACACAAAGCAAGUAAAGUGGACUGCUGAACUAGAUCUGAGUACAGAGACUGGGCAGUUCCAUGCUCAUAUAUAUUCUUCUCCAACUGUUGUGGAUUUGGAUGGUGAUGGGAAUUUGGACAUUCUUGUCGGGACUUCCUUUGGCUUGUUUUAUGUCUUGGAUCAUCAUGGCAAGGUAAGGGAAAAAUUUCCUCUUGAAAUGGCUGAAAUUCAAGGAGCUGUUGUUGCUGCUGAUAUCAAUGAUGAUGGAAAAAUUGAACUAGUGACUACUGAUGCUCAUGGAAAUGUUGCUGCAUGGACUCCACAAGGAGUAGAAAUUUGGGAAACGCAUCUUAAGAGUUUAGUUCCCCAGGGUCCCACUAUUGGUGAUGUUGAUGGGGAUGGCCGUACUGAUGUUGUGGUUCCAACCCUAUCAGGGAACAUAUAUGUUCUCAGUGGCAAAGAUGGGUCAAUUGUUCAUCCAUAUCCAUAUAGAACUCAUGGGAGAGUUAUGAAUCAAGUUCUUCUAGUUGAUUUAAGUAAAAAAGGAGAGAAGAAGAAGGGACUCACCCUUGUUACAACUUCAUUUGAUGGAUACUUAUACAUAAUUGAUGGACCAACAUCAUGCACAGAUGUUGUUGAUAUUGGUGAAACUUCAUAUAGCAUGGUCUUGGCAGACAAUGUUGAUGGUGGAGAUGAUCUCGAUCUUAUUGUUUCAACCAUGAAUGGCAAUGUGUUUUGCUUCUCGACUCCCGCUUCACAUCAUCCCCUCAAGGCAUGGAGAUUACCUAAUCAAGGACGAAAUCAUGUUGCCAAUAGGUACAACCGUGAAGGUGUCUUUGUCUCACAUUCAUCAAGAGCCUUCCGUGAUGAAGAGGGCAAGAACUUCUGGGUGGAGAUUGAGAUUAUAGAUAGCUAUAGAUACCCAUCUGGGUUGCAAGCACCAUAUAAUGUCACGACAACCUUGUUAGUGCCCGGUAACUACCAAGGAGAGAGAAGGAUUGUGGUAAACGAGAUCUUCAAUCGUCCUGGAAAAUACCGUAUAAAGCUUCCAACAGUUGGUGUAAGGACAACGGGGACUGUUAUGGUGGAGAUGGUUGACAAGAACGGACUCUACUUUACAGAUGAUUUCUCCCUCACAUUCCAUAUGUAUUAUUACAGACUGUUGAAGUGGCUGCUCGUCCUACCGAUGAUGGGAAUGUUCGGCGUGCUUGUAAUCCUUCGUCCUCAGGAAGCUGUGCCUUUGCCAUCAUUUUCGCGGAACACUGACUAA
Molecule: messenger RNA, 2613 nt
Organism: Prunus armeniaca (apricot)
Lineage: Eukaryota; Viridiplantae; Streptophyta; Magnoliopsida; Rosales; Rosaceae
Source: the annotation of a GenBank genome assembly